CACAGAAACAGACACGGGGAAAUAACAACUUACAUGGCUCUCUUGUUUCAUCUAUGGCAAAUCAAUUAUGACUUGUUAACGCUAGUGUACUUGUAGCCAUCCUCCGUGAAGGCGAACAACAACAAAAAACACUGUUAUUAUUUUCCUCAAACAGGAUCGCCAACAUAUCAGCUGUUUGCCACAGUUCCACAUUCCGGCGCACACGGGAAAAAUGAAGGCGAAAAACCGUGACCAAAGCUUGUCGGACUCCAGGGAGCUGGACGGAUCCUAUGACCAGCUAACGGGUAACCCUUCUACCAGCCAAAGCAAAAAAACCAUAAAGCAGCGAUUCCUCAAGCUGCUGCCAUGCUGCCAGCCCUCGGCUGCCCCCUCUAUCAGUCAAAACAGCGUGGAAGAUGACUUUGAGUUAUCCACUGUGUGUCAUCGCCCUGAAAGCAUGGACAAGCUGCAGGAGCAGACUAAGUUCACCAAGAAGGAGCUGCAAGUUCUCUACAGGGGCUUCAAAAAUGAGUGUCCAAGUGGUGUGGUGAAUGAGGAGAACUUUAAGACCAUUUACUCCCAGUUCUUUCCGCAGGGAGAUUCAAGUAUGUAUGCACAUUUCCUGUUUGAAGCCUUCGACACUAACAAGAACGGCUCUGUUAGUUUCGAGGACUUUGUAUUUGGCCUGUCUAUCAUCCUGAGAGGGACCAUAAAUGACCGGUUAAACUGGGCAUUUAACCUUUAUGACCUGAACAAAGAUGGCUGCAUCACCAAAGAGGAGAUGUUGGACAUCAUGAGGUCCAUCUAUGACAUGAUGGGGAAGUAUACAUACCCCACUAUGCAGGACGAUGCUCCAAGAGAACAUGUGGAGAGCUUCUUCCAGAAAAUGGACCGGAAUAAAGAUGGCGUCGUCACUAUAGAAGAAUUCAUCGAGUCGUGCAAAAAGGAUGAGAACAUAAUGCAGUCCAUGCAGCUGUUUGACAACGUCAUCUAAGAAUCUGGACCAGAGAGUACGCUGGCACCAGGGAGGGGAGUGAGUGUGUAAGAGGAAACAGGAUAGAAAGCAGAGUUUGUGAAUGUGUGUGUGUGUGUUUGUAUGUGUGUGGUCGUCUUCUGACUUGCAAGCUUGUGCUUGUGUGUCUGUUAAGAGCUGUGAGUCCUGAGGGCACCGAGAGGCCCUCUCCCUCUUCCUGGACCCCCAGUGACAUUUCUAUGAGCAACAAUGGAGUUUCCCCGACUCCCUUCCUCAUCAUGCAGAACCUUAGUUUUACCCCAGAGGCACAGAAAAAGAAGGCAAGCAGCGGGCUCACAGGCACUGGCACACACAAGACCCCCCACCUGUUUUAUUUAUUACUAUUACUGAUGGAGGAACUGUCGCAGCCUGUGAUGACUGAACUCAGAGGGAGGGAGUUUCUUCAAAACCUUGAUCUAAGAUCACUUUUACCCCUUUUCCCUGUGAUGGCUAAGAUUUGGAUACGUGGUUCUUAUCCUGCCUCUGUGCAUGUGGGUAACACCUCCCCUGGAGCCGCUAGACUGCUUGCGCACCGGCCAUAAAAAUAGAAAUGAAUCUACCACCAUCUUGUGGACGAGAAAGAAAGACACUCCCUGAGGAAACAUCUGCCGAAUCGGAGAUCCAAGCGAACACGUUUCACAGAUGGAGGUUCGAACGUGUUGUUUUCCACGAGGAACUGAUUACAAUAUCGCAUGAUGAUGUCACUAAUAUCCAAUUAUGUAUUUACAGAGAUACUCCAAAGUCUGCUUGUCUGUCUGCUGUUCCUAGUCAUUCACAGGUGCCUCACCCUUUGUGUACGUGUGUGUGCAUGUGUAACAGAGAGAGAUGUGAUCCAUCUUACCUAUGUAAGACUCAGUGGGCCGACACCCACCUCCAUUCAUGGGAUUCUGGUAGAAUAAUUCAGAGCCUUCCAAACUAUUACAGUCUUAGCUGUAGGUGUCUAUUGACUGUUGUACAUUGUCUAGCACUGCCAAUGAUGUGCUAUUAGGCAGUACAACGUGGGGAAUGCACUAUAUAGUUGAUGAGCGGUUUUCACCAUCCCAGCUUCUCUCAACACAGGACUCGCAUACCAUUGUUGUACUAGUCUACUAAUACGCAUUCAAAGGGACUUUAUUAGACUGCAGAUCGUAUUUGUGAACUUCUUGUAAUGGGAAAUGUCAUGUGGUUGUAGCAGGUUCUACCACACAAAUUUUUAAAUCCCGUAUUGCGUUAAAUUAGGCUCAUUCAAUUUCAAAGAGGCAUAGUGUGUGUGUGUGUGUGUGUGUGUACUGUUAGUGAGAGACAUGAUUUAAUAUUUUCUUUUUAAUGUCCGCCUCAUUCCGUAUAUUCUCCCUCUUUCUGUAACACCAAAGAGAAGAUAUAAAUUAAAGAGGUACAUAAAGACACUCUAAGUUAAGACAUGCAACCCACCUGUGGGUGAAGAGAGAGGGAGAUGCCGUGUAAAAAGUGGAAGCAAGGGGCAAUCAGAGAUUGAAAGAAAAAAGAAAAGGAUGGAAUUGGGUGAAGUGGUGAUGUGGUUUAUCUGCACUGUGUCCAGUCUGGAGUGUAGUUACAGGUUGUAAACCCAUGUCAUUAGAAAGACAUAAUUUGCAACCACUGAUUAAUUAGCUUCUUUUCAAACGACCGUAGUACUCUUAAAUCAAAGAUGGUGUAAGUAACAGAGACACUCAAGCUAUAAUUAAAUAGGCUAUAGUGUCUUUUGAGUGCAAAGAGACUGAUAUGGAAUAGCAAUAAUGUUCUCCACCGCGUAUCAGCGCCUUCCCAUUUAUCCAGCCUCUCAAUCCUCUCAGAGCACAGUAUACGGGUGCACUAAUGCCCUGAUGAAAAUAUGCACUUCCAACCCUGCAAUUUUUUCAUUUCUGCUUUUUUAAAAUGUAUUAUUUGUGGGGGGAAAAGUGGUUUGGCUCUGAUUGUUCCUUGCUGAUAGUUUUUAACUUCCAUUCCUGACCACACGUAAAACCUGUCAAUACCCGCAUGUACUGUGUCUAGAACAAUGAAAACUACUAACCCGUUGU
This is a messenger RNA of Plectropomus leopardus (leopard coralgrouper), 3006 nucleotides long. Its product is annotated as A-type potassium channel modulatory protein KCNIP2. Gene Ontology annotation, biological process: regulation of potassium ion transmembrane transport. Gene Ontology annotation, molecular function: potassium channel regulator activity; calcium ion binding. The record is from RefSeq and is a predicted model, not a curated record. NCBI's taxonomy places the organism in Eukaryota, Metazoa, Chordata, Actinopteri, Perciformes, Serranidae. Gene Ontology annotation, cellular component: voltage-gated potassium channel complex.